This is a messenger RNA of Procambarus clarkii (red swamp crayfish), 1593 nucleotides long. The record is from RefSeq and is a predicted model, not a curated record. NCBI's taxonomy places the organism in Eukaryota, Metazoa, Arthropoda, Malacostraca, Decapoda, Cambaridae.
AUGGUUGCAGCUGGGAAUCCCAAUUAUCAUGGACGAAGAGAUGGUGGCCGCGGAAGAGAAUCAGUAAUAGCAAGAAUCCGUCUUGGAUGCAAACAUCCAUGGAAAUUCGGAAUGGAAAAACAGUUGAACAGCGGAGUUGCAGAAUCUGUGAUGGAAGAAUCCCAGGAUGAUCUGGCUGUUAUCCACGCCGUCCUGGAGAUGGGUACAGGGGAUGAAGACAUGGUGGAGCCGGAGGACCUCACUGAGAGAGAGAGAGGUGAGAGAAUCAUAGAUGUUCUCAUCCCACCUUGCGAAUGGCAGGAUGAACAAGGCGUCAACUGGAUCCAGAGGGUGUCGCGGGCGCCACCCAGCAGGACGGCGGUCAUCCAGCUCUGGGAACAACUGGACCUGAAGAUCCAGGAACAACAGGCAAGAACAAAAGGCAUUUGUGCUAUACGGCGGGCCUUGUACCGUGAGUGUUAUGACGAGUUGAUUCGACAGGUGACGUUAGACUGUCCUGAACGUGGGCUCCUGCUGUCUAGGGUCCGGGAUGAGGCCAGUAUGACCGUAUCAGCCUUCCAGUGUCUCUUCCAGAGCGCCUCCGAGUUCGGAGCCACCAAAGCAAUUCAGUCAGAGAGCGGGAAGUGGGAGCUGGAGGGGGAACUGAGCCAACUGGAGGACGGCGUGGCUGGACUGGAGGCCGAGGUGCGCCGACUGGAGGCGUGGAAAAGACAGGUGGCGCAGAGGUGGGAGGAACGACGCGAGGUGCAAAUGGCCUUGUUUACCGAGGAGCUGGAGUGUCUGGAACGGUCCGAGAAGCAGUACCAGGUGCUGAUCGAGACGCUCCUGGCCAGCAGGAACUCCUGAGGCAGCAGUGUUCAGUGUUCAUCAUGAACAGCCAGCGGCCCGCGCCACACAGCGGUGAAGGCGGUGGUCAUUCACACAGUCAAUAGGUCACCUUUUAACGUUCUCGUAACCUCCUGAACUAAGUAAUUAAAGUGAGGGAACGCUUGUUACCUUGCCUGCUUGGGUAGUUAAUUGUUCUCACCAAGUUGUGCUUGCGGGGGUUGAGCUUCGACUCUUUGGUCCCGCCUCUCAACUGGUUCACUAUACAACAGGCUCCUGAACCUAUUGGGCUCUAUCAGUAUCCAUUGUUCAGUGUCCAACUGCCACAAUGGACAGUUUCAUAUAGUGUAGUGCAUUUGUUUACACAGUAUACCUCCUGUCUGUCUGUCCCCACACAGUAUACCGCCUGUCUGUCUGUCCACACACACAGUAUACCUCCUGUCUGUCUGUCCCCACACAGUAUACCUCCUGUCUGUCUGUCCCCACACAGUAUACCGCCUGUCUGUCUGUCCACACACACAGUAUACCUCCUGUCUGUCCACACACCCACAAAUUGGCUUAAUUAUUGCAUAUUUAAAGAACAUUAAACAUUAUAAACCUGGAUAAAAUCAGCAGAAGCCCCGAACAGGAUUCGAACCCGUACCCGUGGUUCUCCAAACUACACGCCACGCUACACUGGAACCAUAACUCAUUGAUUUUCUCCUCGAUACACCACGUUAUUGUGAGUUCUUUGUACGUUAAAACUCUCAAUAAAUCCUCUGUAAUUGC